Messenger RNA from Cynocephalus volans (Philippine flying lemur), 2427 nucleotides. It is a transcript of the gene PTPN22, whose product is annotated as protein tyrosine phosphatase non-receptor type 22. NCBI's taxonomy places the organism in Eukaryota, Metazoa, Chordata, Mammalia, Dermoptera, Cynocephalidae. The transcript has 21 exons. Gene Ontology annotation, cellular component: cytoplasm; nucleus. The record is from RefSeq and is a predicted model, not a curated record. Gene Ontology annotation, molecular function: non-membrane spanning protein tyrosine phosphatase activity. Gene Ontology annotation, biological process: T cell differentiation; positive regulation of ERK1 and ERK2 cascade; peptidyl-tyrosine dephosphorylation. The coding region runs from base 1 to 2427 and encodes 808 amino acids.
AUGGACCAAAGAGAAAUUCUGCAGAAGUUCCUGGAUGAGGCCCAAAAUAAGAAAAUUAACAAAGAGGAGUUUGCCAAUGAAUUUCUGAAGCUGAAAAGGCAAUCUAUGAAAUACAAGGCAGACAAAAUCUAUCCUACAACUGUGGCUGAGAGGCCCAAGAAUACAAAGAAAAACAGAUAUAAGGAUAUUUUGCCCUAUGAUUACAGCCGGGUAGAGCUAUCCCUGAUAACCUCUGAUGAGGAUUCCAGCUACAUCAAUGCCAACUUCAUUAAGGGAGUUUAUGGACCUAAGGCUUACAUUGCCACCCAGGGUCCUUUAUCUACAACUCUCCUGGACUUCUGGAGAAUGAUCUGGGAAUACAGUGUCCUGAUUAUUGUUAUGGCAUGCAUGGAGUUUGAAAUGGGAAAGAAAAAGUGUGAGCGCUACUGGGCUGAGCCAAGAGAAAGACAGCUGCAAUUUGGCCCUUUCUCCAUAUCAUGUGAAGCUGAAAAAAGGAAAUUUGAUUAUAUAAUCAGGAUUCUAAAAGUCAAGUUCAAUAGUGAAACUCGAACUGUCUACCAGUUUCAUUAUACAAAUUGGCCAGACCAUGAUGUGCCUUCAUCUAUAAACCCCAUUCUUGAGCUCAUAUGGGAUGUGCGUUGUUACCAAAAAGACAACAGUGUUCCCAUAUGCAUUCACUGCAGUGCUGGCUGUGGAAGAACUGGUGUUAUUUGUGCUAUUGAUUAUAUAUGGAUGUUACUAAAAGAUGGGAUAAUUCCUGAGAACUUCAGUGUUUUUAGUUUGAUCCAGGAAAUGCGAACACAGAGGCCUUCAUUAGUUCAAACUCAGGAACAGUAUGAACUGGUCUACAGUGCUGUAUUAGAACUAUUUAAGAGACAGAUGGAUGUUAUUAGAGAUAAACAUUCUGGAACAGAGAUUCAAACAAAGAAUUCAAUUCCUGAGCAAAAUCCCACUCCACAAGCAGACUCUUAUUCUCCUAGUUUACCAAAAUGCACCAUAAAAGCAGCAAAAGUAAUAAGCCAACAGAGCAAACAAAGGACAAAGGUAGAAAAUGCAGAAGCUUCUUCCUUUGAAUUUAGGACUUCUGAAAUAAGUGCAAAAGAAGGGUUAGUUUUAUACCCUGCUAAAUCGAGCACUUCUUUUGACUUUUUGGAGCUGAAUUAUGGUUGUAACAAAAACGCUGACACAACUAUGACAAAGGCAUUUUCAAUAGCUGGGGAACCUCUUCAGAAGCAUCAAAGUUUGGACUUGAGCUCCAUUUUGUUUGGGGAAUGUCCUAAUUCUAAACCUGUAAAUGCAGCAGGAAGAUAUUUUAAUUCAAAGGGGCCAAUAAUACGAACUAAAUCAACUCCUUUUGAAUUGAUACAGCAGAGAGAAACCAAGGAACUGGACAUCAAGAAAAGUUUUUCUUAUUUGGAAUCUCCACCACAUGAUGCUUGUUUUGUAGAGUUGCAGGCUCAAAAAGUGAUGCAUGUUUCUUCAGCAGACCUGAAUUAUUCAUUGCCAUGUGACUCUAAGCACCAAAUGUGUAAUGCCUCUAAUGUAAAGCAGCAUCACUCUAGUGCUUUGAGUGUAUAUUCUUACAUGUCUUUAGUAGAAGAUCCUUAUUUUUCAUCAUUGCCUCCAAGUGGUGCUGGUUCUAAGAUGUCUCUUGAUUUACCAGAGAAGCAAGAUGGAACUGUCUUUCCCUGUUCUUUGUUGCCUACACCCUCUACAACCCUCUUUUCUUAUUACAAUUCAUGUGACCCUAUAGCAUUGAAUCCUCCAACCAAUUUUCCCCCACCACUGAACCAAGGGACAGCUGUAGUGGCAACUUAUCCAAGGACAGAUGAUGAAAUCCCCCCUCCACUUCCUAAACGGACUCCUGAAUCUUUUAUUGUGGUAGAGGAAGCUGGAGAAUUCCCACCAAGUGUUUCCAAAUCCUUAUCUCCCACUGUGAAUGUAAAAAUUGGAACAUCACAGGAAUGGAGCGGAACAUCUGAAUCAAAGAAACUUGGUGACUCUGUAAGGCUCAGACCAAGCAAGAGUGUAAAACUUCGGAGUCCCAAAUCAGAUUUACAUCAAGAUGGUUCUUCUUCCCCCCCACCUCCACUCCCAGAAAGAACCCGAGAGUCCUUCUUUCUUGCUGAUGAAGAUUGUAUGCAGCCCCAAUCUAUAGAAACUUACUCUACUAGCUGUCCUGACCACAUGGAAAAUUCAACAUCUUCAAAACAGACAUUGAAGACUCCUGGAAAAGGUUUCACAAGGAGUAAGAGUUUGAAAAUUUUGCGAAACAUGAAAAAGAGUAUCUGUAACUCUUCCCCACCAAGCAAGCCUGCAGAAUCUGUUCAGUCAAAUAACUCCAGCUUUUUUCUGAAUUUUGGUUUUGCAAAUCGUUUUUCAAAACCUAAAGGACCAAGGAACCCACCACCAACUUGGAAUGUUUAA